CCCAUCCCAGUACUACUCUCUAGCACUGUACCUCACUCUGUACAGUACUCAUCUACCCAGAGGUCUAAAGGCCAGACAGGAAUUUUACAGAAGAAUCAGGGUAAUCUUAUUUUUGUCUGGUGAAAAAUGAAAUUGGCUAGAGUUGUUGUACUAUUAUUGACUAUUGUCUGGGGAAUCACUGCUACUCCAGUCGGGCGUCUCUCUUGUUAUAAAAAGAUUCUCAAAGAUCGGAACUGUCAUAACAUUCCAGAGGGAAUGCAGGAUCUUUGGCCAAUGAAUAAAAAUCUGCAGGACCACAUUUGGGAAGGCACAGGAUGUGAUAUGGUGUGCUACUGCAAUUUUAAUGAGCUGCUCUGCUGUCCAAGAGAGAUUUUCUUUGGGCCGAAGAUUUCCUUUGUGAUUCCUUGUACCACCCACUGAUAAACAAAGCAAACAUUGUGCAGGAGGAAGAGAAUGCCUGGUACAGAAAAUGUGACGUUUUCCAAUAAAAUACUCUCACCUCUUUGUUACUUUGUGUUGCCCCCAGCGGAAUGAUCUGUUUGUCUCCUUUAUUCAUUUUUUUUACCACACUAUGAUUAUGAGGACAGGCCACAAAAAGUUAUUCUGUUUACCAAUACGAUGAUUAAUACUAAUUCUAUGUGCACUUUCACAUUUGUGAAACAGAGCUGCUAAAAUUAAAAAGAUUUGAAUUCCCAA
Rana temporaria (common frog) is the source of this 696-nucleotide messenger RNA. It is a transcript of the gene SCRG1, whose product is annotated as stimulator of chondrogenesis 1. Bases 127 to 420 code for a protein of 97 amino acids. The transcript is spliced from 3 exons. NCBI's taxonomy places the organism in Eukaryota, Metazoa, Chordata, Amphibia, Anura, Ranidae. The record is from RefSeq and is a predicted model, not a curated record.